Mollisia scopiformis is the source of this 4080-nucleotide messenger RNA. RefSeq lists its product as uncharacterized. The transcript is spliced from 4 exons. Gene Ontology annotation, cellular component: U2 snRNP; nucleus. Lineage: Eukaryota; Fungi; Ascomycota; Leotiomycetes; Helotiales; Mollisiaceae. Bases 1 to 4080 code for a protein of 1359 amino acids. The record is from RefSeq and is a predicted model, not a curated record. Gene Ontology annotation, molecular function: U2 snRNA binding; protein binding. Gene Ontology annotation, biological process: mRNA splicing, via spliceosome.
AUGGCUUUCGAAAGCAGCACUCUUGUCAACGGAGCGUGGACAACUCGAACCUUUGACGUUAACACUGCCCUACGGCAUUUCGACCAGCAAGACAAGGACAACGCUGCAAACCAGAUGGCUAUUGAAACGACUCCAAAACUAGGACUGUUGACCCAAACCGUUGUUCGGAGCCCACUGGUCCACUGGAUACUCCCCGUUAGGUUGAGGGACAACAGAAUUCAUGAUGUUGCUUUCAUUGGGGAUGACUUCGUCCAGAUCAAGGAACUUAGAUCCGAUGGACUCCUCUGGGACGUCAUCCGCAAAGAAGAUUUUGGUGCUCGCAUCCGAAAUGCUGCAGUGAUCGGUUCCGUGACCGCAUACGAGCAAGAUCCAGAUGCCAUGGUUGAUACAACUCAAGUCAAAUCUGAGGGCGAUGCGUCAGAUACAGGCCAGCCAGCUUCAUCCUACAAGUCAGAAUCUUCCGCAACCUCAAGCAGACUACCACCCCAAUUCCUGGUACUGCAACUCGAAACCGGAGAUACCAUCUUCUUGAUGUUGCAGACGAAUGGUUCAGGACAACCUCGAUUCGUUGCAAGUACAUACAGGGUAUCGAAGGCAAUGCUCAGAUGCCAGCCAGGCGUACACAUAGCUGUGGAUCCCUCUUCGCGUUAUAUGGCUGUGGGAUGCUCCGAAGGAACGUUUGCUAUCUAUAAGCUACAAACCAGGGCCACUCUCAAGCAGCAAUUCUCGGAAGGCAAAAAACUACAGCAUAUCUCUCAAGAGAUGCAUAUGCCGGCUGAAGACUCCAUACUGCAAUUGCAAUUCUUGUACCCUCCACCAGGAAAUGAUUGCCAAGAUUGUAUCAUAUUGGUGGCUUUAGUGAUCAGGAAGCAUAAAACGAGAAUACUUGUGUACGAAUGGGACGCUGGGGAUGCUAUUACGAGGAUCAAACCAAAGAGUAUCAAAGGCCAUCUACUUGACGACCAACGCCAGAUGCCGCUACUGUUAAUUCCGUUGGUGAUCAGGUCGUCAUUUGUCUUGGUUUAUGAGGACUUCAUGGCUGUUUGUGAAGGCAUGGUGUCAAACACUCCAAAGUUCACGAUUAACUCCUUCCACCCAGACUAUAAUGAGUCUACCCCUUUUCACAAUGGUGUAGGCAGCCCAUUAUGGACAUCCUGGGCUCGUCCUUUUCGCCACAAAAUAUUUCUGGAGCAUUCGGACAACAUUUUCGUCGCGCGCGAAGAUGGUUUGAUCAAACUUCUCCACUUCAACAACGGAUUAAAUAUCGAACAUAACAACAUUGGCCAAUUCUUUGCAAAUUGUGGUACUUCAUUUGCAAGCCUUGAAUUCGAAGCGUCCGACCAUAAAUCCGGCGACCUUCUCGUUAUGGGAGGCGAUGGUUGUUCUGGGGGCACAUAUCUACUUCAAGCGAGAAAGUUGCCAAUCCUGACAGAACCUAUACAAAAUUGGACACCAGCACAAGAUAUUGUAACGACUUAUGUCUCUAAAACUACAAAGGCCUAUACCAACGGAAAUAAGUUUCGUGCCAAGGAAGUAAUUCCCAACCCCGAUCAGAUAUUUGUCUGUGCCGGCAAAGGAAUAAAAGCGACCAUCACCGAAAUCAGGCAAGGACUUGAGGCAAGAAUCGGACUAGAAACCGAGUACGACACACCCGUCUUGAAGGUAUGGGCACUGCCUUCGGAUUUUGAAGAAGUUGAAGAUUACGAUGCAUCUCUGUUUCUCCUUUCAUUGGGAGAUGCUUCAGCAGUCCUUACUCUCUCUGGUGAUGCGUCAGACAUAGGGGAGCUCGACGAGUCGUGUACCAAGUUCAAUUUGCGCAGCCGGACUAUCGUAGUCACUGCUCUCAAAAAUUUGAUUGUGCAAGUGACUGAGAAGGCUAUCCGUGUGAUAGGCGGUGAUUUCCUGCGCGACUACAAAGUAUGUGAUUUGCCAGGAAUUGUUGGAACCAACAUAGACAAUGCUGCUCUCAAUGAGAAGGUAGUCAUUUUCACAACCUAUGUUGGUAAUUCCGUUCACCUACAAGUUCUGGAGCAUGGAUUAUUUGCUGCUGACAUGGACCUCGACGAGAGCACGACAGUGCGAACAUUAUGCACAACGUCCACCAAUAUCACAAGUCUUUUAGUUGGUGAAAUAUCACAGACUCAAUUCGCUAUCGCAGCAGAAUGGUCUGAAAGUUCUCUCCGCUUGACUUUUCAGUCCAUACAAGGUGAAAAGAAUCACAACAUAGACCUUCUAGAUACUUUCGCAGACUUCCGUACACGACUUGACGCAGUGGCUAGCCUUGCAAUGAUUUCUAGGCACGAAGACACUAUCCUACUACUGUGCGGAACUCGAAAUGGGUUUCUGAUUACCCUUGCAAUUUCUACAAGGACCUUCGAGAUUGCUGAGAAGAGGAUCGAUCGUAUUGGUGCUACAUCAGUGAUCUUAACAGCUGAUGAGCACCCCAAUCGAGAGAACUCAUUCUUCAUCAGCUGCGACGGCAAGUUGCACUACUUACAACCAGUCUUGACUGGACAUACAGGAAGUUCAACCAGAACUUGGUGCAAGCAGGCACACUCGAUUCACCAGAUCUGGCUCAGUGAUGCUGCUGACCCUAGCCUUCGUCAGCCAAGUAUAACCACUUUCGCGCAACUUCGUCAAAGCACAUCUCCAACUUCCAGACUCAAUGAAAGUCUCCUGUUAGUAUCCGGAUCUACACUGUUCUUGGCAGACCUGAGUAUUCAGCCAAAGGUUGUACCUCGACAUAUCCUGAUUGGAGGUACCCCUACACGCUUGCUGUACUCACAUUCUCUCAACGCUCUCGUUGUGGGGAUGACGAUUGAUGGAAAAUCCACUCUUAAGUUCAUGGAUCCCGAGACCGGCGAAGAUCUAUCUCAGGCCGUUGCUCGAGAUACCCACCUUCCCGUCGAAUUCAUCGCAGGUUUAGGCCACCUAAACGAGAGAAUUUUCCGUCUCUUUGAGUGGGCCUACGUCAAAGACCACAAGACUUGGAACUACAUCAUUGUAGCUACUAAUCAAGGUCGGGUUUUGAUUAUCACUGCUCAAGUUUCGGACGACGAUACAAACGGCAAUACAACAGGCAAAUCACGCCCCAGAAUAAAGUACUACGCAAGACACAGGUUCAGGAGUACGGACCCUGUGUACUCGGUGGCUGGAUUCCCCGAGGGUCUCCUCUGGUGUGCUGGGACGAAGAUUUACUGCGAAGUGCUUGACCAGACGGAGAAGAGAUUUGUAAGAACCACAGAAUAUGAUCUUCCAUCUCCAGCGAUCAACAUGGAAUACUCUGAUGGAACUAUAUACGCUUUAACCGAGAGUCAUUCCUUGGAGAUGCUCACCUUGGAUCUCAAUGAGGAUGAAGGGUCAAUGAUAGUCCGUACACAUGGUGAUCAACUCACUCGCGAUGGAUUGCAUCAUACUGAACUCCAGACAUAUCAACAAACGCCAUUGCACUUGGUUUCUGACAAGUCAUGCUCUUUGGUUGGCUUAUGGCCCAUUACCAACACUAAAGCUGAUACUCUCGAUACGGUAUUCGAAGCUGAGCUUGCACAUUCGAUCGUGCGUUUCCGCUCUGCAAAGUGCCGGCCAAUCUGGGAUGACAGCUGGGUUGUGUCUGCUGAGAACGAGACAGUAAACGACUCCAGAAGCAACGGAUAUCCUUCAUCACAAAUGAAUCAGCCAGAAACACUCGGUUUGUCCAUCAUGGGAUCGCUAAGCCAUUUCACUGUCCUCCAACUGCAGACCUGGAACUAUCUAAGAUUCCUAACGGACCUAGCCAUCAGAUCACCUGUCGUUUGCGAGUUCACCCACAAGGAUACUCCGCUUCCGCUAGGUUCUGUUUUUCAACCUAAGCUUAGAAUGCAUAUCGACGGUGAUAUUCUGAAGCGUUGUUUAGUAGGUCGCCACCUUGAGGAGCUUCUUCUCAUAGGUCAGGAUACACCAGAAGCUACUAUGCUCUUUGACAGGUUCUGCAAUGUUCUUCGGGGGCAUCAUGGUGUCAACUUUGUGGAGAAUGCACAUCCAGAGGAGUAUCUCGAACAGGCUUAUGCAGAUCUGAACUACUUUCUGCGCCCUGUCAUGUAG